GCAUUUGCAGUGACCUAGAUAAGAUUGGAGACUAUUAUUCUAAGUGAAGUAACUCAGAAAUGGAAAACCAAACAUCGUAUGUUCUCACUGAUAUGUGGGAGCUAAGCUAUGAGGAUGCAAAGGCAGGCAUAAGAAUGAUACAAUGGACUUCGGGGGAUGAGUGGGAGGGGACAAGGGAUAAAAGACUACAAAUAUGCUGCAGAGUAUGCUGCUCAGGUGAUGGGUGCACCAGGAUCUCACAAAUCACCACUAAAAAACUUAAUCAUGUAACUAAAUGAGACCUGCUCCCCAGUAGCUUAUGGAAAAAUAAAAAAUUAAAAUUAAUAAAUUAGAUAUGUCCCAGGAACUUACUAGACAGAUAAAAAAGUAUUUAGAGAGAUAAAAACCUGCAUCCUGGGUUGUCUGAUUCCAGGGCCAGUUUCUCAAACUCAGUACUACCUGUUUUCCCUGUCUUAGUAGUAGGCUGUAGGAGAUAACAUUAGGAAUACAUUAAUUCCUGGCCUGGUAAUGCUGAGAAUCUCAUAGGAAAUACAUGUGUAGCAAAUUGUGAGACCCCAACAAUGGAAGUACAGUAUCAGAGAAUGCAUCUGCACUUUUAAAAGAGCAGAUUAGGGAAUACUGUCUUUGCUUGUUCUGGGGUUGUGGCAGUCAGGGGCAUCAGACAGUCUUCAGAGGGGAGAUAACAGUUGAGCUGGGUCUUGAAGAAGAAAGAGGAGUUUUUCUGGCUCUAAGGUGGUGGAGAGCAUGACUUCAGGCAGAGAAACAGCAUCCUCAAAUACAUAGUGUCAUGAAAUUGGUGAUGGGUAAGAUGACCACAAGAUUCUAACCAUGGUGGACGAGUGAAUAGGAAAAUGAUCAAGUACAAGAAAGUGAGGGAAGAGCAAGAUUAUAGAGUUUGGAGCCUAUUGAAGUGUGUGGGUAUUCCAGGUGAAAAUGUCCAAUUAACAGUGAAAUAUUACAUAAUACAGAUUUGGAGCUUUUAUCAGAGGUGGUAAGUGAGGUACAGAUCUUGUAGUCAUUGGUGAGUGAUAGAUGGUUAAACUGGUGAAGGUGGCUGAGAUCACCCCGGGUGACAUUUAAUUCAAGAGGAGCAGAUAAUGAAGCAUAAACCCUUGGAGCCCCAAACUUUAGCUAGCAAUCCUGUGGUACAACUAAUGCUACCGUUUAUAUGGGUUAAAUGGGUUGUUGGAUUUGGCUCAGGACCCUAGCCACCAUUUAGAAAAGUUUCUAUGUAAAAGGGCAGAGUAAGUUCAAGAAACUUACAAUUUAAUUUGGGGCCACAAACUGUUUGAAGUUGGAGCUUGGGUGUACUUCUUUUUACAUUUCCUAAAUAAUACCUUUUUACUCUAUGGCUCAGUGUAUUGGAACUUGGAAAGCAAUUCCUAGCGUAGCCUGCCUACACAUUUUGCAUUUUUAUUGCAUUUGAACAUGUCUUCUGCUGUACUUGGUAAUUCAGGCCUCCUUGGUUCAUUCGUAAUUCAAGUACGAUAACAUACAACUUGUACAAUUAAACAAACUAGGAGUGACUGUCAUGUGCCUGGCACUGUUGAACUGCUGUUUCUUCCCUUCUGCCACUGUGAUUAGUACCAUAAGGAUCUGUGAGUGUGUUGAGUUUUUAACUCAAGCAGGGCCUUUUCAGAGAAUAAUAUUGGUGUUAAAGGGGCAUUGUUUGCAGUGUUAGGAAUACUGAUGUGGUGAGGCUCUCAAAACCUCUUUCUUGGAUCUCUAUGUGAUAUUACAGUAGUCUCCCUUUAUCCAAGGUUUCGCUUUCUGCAGUUUCUGAUGAAAUCUCACACCACCCCAUUCUGUCCACUCAGGAUGUGACUCCUCCCUUUGUUCAGCAUAUCUGUGCAGUACCUGCUCCUCAGUCACUCAGUAGCCACCUCAGUUGUCAGAGUGCCUGUCAAGGCAUUGCAGUGAUUGUGUACAAUUAAUCUUUAUUUUGCUUAUAAUGGCCCCAAAGCUGCAAAAGUAGCAAUGCUGGCAAUUAGCAUAUGCCAGCUAGAAGCCAUAAAGUACUUCCUUUAUGUGAAAAGGUAAAAGUUCUUGAUUUAAUAAGGAAGGGGGGAGGGGAAUCAUAAGCUGAGGCCUCUAAGAUCUGUAAUAAGAGCAAAUUCUCUAUCCAUGAAAUUGUGAAGAGGGAAAAAGAAAUUCAUGUGUAGCCUGUAUAGGGUUUGGUACUAUCCACGGUUUUGGGCAUCCACUGGGAAUCUUGGAAUGUGUACCCCAUGAAUAAGGGGGGACUAUAUUCGGUAAUUAUUGGUCUCAUUUUUAUUAAAAUAUGUGCAAAGUGGUUUAUUGUUUUUCUUUCUUUGUUUCAAGUACAUUUGAGAGAGUAAAACAAUAAACCCUCUGCUCUUUGCUAUGUUUACUAUGUGGGACUGUUAUUAGAGAUGUAGGAAUAUACUUACUGUUUGGCACAGACUGACUAUUCAGUGUCCUUGGUUUUAUUUGUAAUGUACAAAAGAGGCUGGUUCACUGUAAGGGCUGCUUGUGUCUUCCCGUAACCCCUUAGGAAGAGCAACAGUGAUUUACAGGACCCGUAACACCUCUGAGGAAAGAACUUCUUUUAAUAACUCAGUCUUUUGGGCAAGUCACCUGAGGUCAGGAGUUUGAAACCAGCCUGACCAACAUGGAGAAACCCUGUCUCUACUAAAAAUACAAAAAAUUAGCCGGGUGUGGUGGCACAUGGCUGUAAUCCCAGCCACCUGGGAGGCUGAGGUAGGAGAAUUCUUGAACCCAGGAGAUGGAGGUUGUAUUGAGCUGAGAUUGUGCCACUGCACUCCAGCCUGGGCAACAAGAGCGAAACUCUGUCUCAGUAAAAAAAAAAAAAAAAAAAAAAAAAACCACAGCCUUCCUGUGGGGUAAGUGAGGGGAUAUUCUUAUUUCAUUAAAGACCAUGGUUUUAGAAGUUCAGGGUAAGUUGGGGACAGUGGUAUGGGGCUGAGAGGAGGGCUAGGCAGGGCUCAGAAGGCCCAGGCCUGGCUGAGUGGAGAACUGAAUGCCUGGAGAAGAGGAAGAGGAAGUGAUUCCAGACCUCAACCCUACCUUUGGAUUUUCUCAGGAUGGCCUCCUCCUUCAGAGCACACCAGUGCAACUUGUAACUGCCAGCAGUAGCAUUUAUUUGCCCAAGCCUUUCUUUUGCCUCUGGAGCCCAUUUUGGCUGUCCACUUCGCAGGCAAGAAGUUCAGGAGCAUCCUGGGAGAAGGAGCACACUCCUAGGGGAAGCCUUCAUCCAGUGACUAACAGGAGGUGGAGUAUGGAUAUCACAGCUCUGUCACCCCUUGGCUUGAGUAGCUGAUGUGUACGCCUUACACUGGCUUGACAGCACUGUUUUUUGGUUGCUUUCCCUUUCUUGUCACAUAUCUUCACUUCCCUAUUGGUGUUUGCUUUCAUCUCCCAAAUGAGCCCUCUCACUAGAGUCUUCGUCUCAGGAGAUGCUUUUGGGGAAAGCUAAGAACUACAAUGCCUCACCUUUUCUUUCAGAAAGGAUGUUUCAGGCUUCUGGCAUAAAUGCCCUCACACUUACAAGGUGGGCAUUAUGAGCAGGGAAUCAAAGUGAAGACGUUAGUUAGGUGGCCCAAAUUACAAAUAUGCCGGCUAGCAAGCACCUGCUGGGGUACUUGGAGGAGAGUGCUUGGAAGGGCACUGGCUCCCUUUGACUUCUUUCUCUAAGCUUGACGCUGACUAUUCCUUUCCUAUCCAUAUGCUCUUUCUUGACACUGGGCACAGUUUGAAAUUUGAUUGACUAGGAUUCUGUUUCUAAAUAAACAUCAUACUCCAGCCUUGCCUCCCUAAGAUGAUGCCAAGUCAUCUUGAUGGAGCAGCACGUCUACCCAAGCUUUGAGUUACGUGUUUACAGGCAGUCUCUUGGUUUAUUUCCUGGAGCUAAAGAUGUAUUAUUUCAUCAGCCUAGCACCUUGUCCCUUCUAGGAUCUGUCACAUAAUCCCCUAUUUCAGCCACUUAAUCCUGUGAGACCUGCCAGGUCCUUCAGUUUAAUUGAGGGAUAUCGACUGGCCAUCCUUUCCUCCAGACACAGUUGCUUGAAGAGUAAAUGUGAAGUGAAAAACUGGAGACAAGAGUGAUACCUAAGCUUGAGUCAUUGUUUGGGUCCCAGCCCAAGGACACUGCUCCUCAGGGCACAAUGGAAAGAAUCUACAUGGUGUUUCCUGUUGAGGGUCAGGGGUGGUUACAAGUAGUCAAACAGAUAAUUGCAUCUCUUGCACCAGAGGGCAAUGCAGUGAGAGAUGUAUACAGGCGUCUCUGAAAACCUCACAUUUAGGAAAAGAAAACCUCUUAACGAGGGCCAAAGAUGUUAAAUGGCUUGAAGAUUUCACAGCUAGGAAGUGCUGUGAAGCUGGGAUUAGACCCUAAUUCCAGACCCCAUGGUCUUAACCACAGGGUCAGGCAUGUGGGUGGCAGAGGACAAGUGAGUGGGAGAGUUUUCACCGUAGAAGUGAAAACAGGUGAGCAAGGAUAGCAAGGUUUCCUGAAGAAGUAGGUGGGGAAUGAAAAACAGCCUGGGUCAUAAUACCCCUUAAAGAUACAGCUUCAUGGACUUCCAUGGCAGAAAAACUCAGUUACCCAAGUGGGGAGCACAUAGCUAAACUCCUCUUCUUUGCUUCUUUGAUGCUAUCAGAACUGCUUUGAAGAAUUUCCUUGAAAAACAAAGCUCCCCACAUUGCAUUUCUGGGAGCUGUCAAAGAAACAGCCUGUAAUAAGCGCUCCAGCACCUCUGAUAACUGGAUACUCGUGGGACUUCGAGAAUCCUUAAUGUCUCCAAUUUUUUGGUUUGCCUUGUUCCUGGGACCGCCAGGACGCCAGCGAUCCACUUCGACACUGAAACUGUGCCAAGGCUAAGGCUUAGGUAGAAACAAAUGAAUAUAUCCUUGUCACUGACCCGGCUUUAGCAGCAUGCCCCCUCAUCAUCCCAAGUGCCCCAGUGGGCUUCCUCCCACCCGCCUGCCUGCUUCCUUCACAAGAGGCUUAAGCAGACACCACGCGAGUGUGUGCGCGCUGGGCACAGAGCCCUGGAACCCCUGUCGGAAGAGUUUCAGGCGGGAGUGGGAGCGGCUGGGCGUGGGGGCAGCAACGGCGCCACCCAGCACGGUGGGGGGAGUCAGGCUUGUCAGAGCCGGAGCGCGUCACCGUAGCCGACAGAGACGCCGCGCUGCCCAAUAGGCGGAGGCUCUUCCUAGCAGCCUGGUGGGAGCAGAGAUAGAAAAGUGCUCCAACAAGCCCCGAGCUGGCGUGCCGAGCGCGGGCUGGUGGCUGGCGGCGCGGUGCUCCGCGGGUCCGGGUUCCCUGGUCCGCGGGACCGCCCUGCGCGCUCUGCGCCCCGCACCCCGGCUGUGCGCUCGGAGACCGGCGGGCAGGGACGCCCGGCCAGCAGGCUCCCAGGGGUGGGGGGGCUCCUGCAAAAUGGUCUCUCACCUGGUGCUGCUCUGCCUCCUCCCCUUGGGGCGAGCUACCGAGUCCCACGAGGACCGGGACGACGAACAGAGCCUCGAGGCGGCCCUGGCUGUGGCCAACGCCUCGCACUUCUCCUGGAACAACUACACCUUCUCCGACUGGCAGAACUUUGUGGGCAGGAGGCGCUACGGCGCUGAGUCCCAGAACCCCACAGUGAAAGCCCUGCUCAUCGCGGCUUACUCCUUCAUCAUCGUCUUCUCACUCUUUGGCAACGUCCUGGUCUGUCAUGUCAUCUUCAAGAACCAGCGAAUGCAUUCGGCCACCAGCCUCUUCAUCGUCAACCUGGCAGUCGCCGACAUCAUGAUCACGCUGCUCAACACCCCCUUCACUUUGGUUCGCUUUGUGAACAGCACAUGGGUGUUUGGGAAGGGCAUGUGCCACGUCAGCCGCUUUGCCCAGUACUGCUCCUUGCACGUCUCAGCACUGACGCUGACAGCCAUUGCAGUGGACCGCCACCAGGUCAUUAUGCAUCCCUUGAAACCCCGGAUCUCAAUCACAAAGGGUGUCAUCUACAUCGCUGUCAUCUGGACCAUGGCUACGUUCUUUUCACUACCACACGCUAUCUGCCAGAAAUUAUUUACCUUCAAAUACAGCGAGGACAUUGUGCGCUCCCUCUGCCUGCCAGACUUCCCUGAGCCAGCUGACCUCUUCUGGAAGUACCUGGACUUGGCCACCUUCAUCCUACUCUACAUGCUGCCCCUCCUCAUCAUCUCUGUGGCCUACGCUCGUGUGGCCAAGAAACUGUGGCUGUGUAACACAAUUGGCGAUGUGACCACAGAGCAGUACCUUGCCUUGAGGCGCAAAAAGAAGAAGACCAUCAAGAUGUUGAUGCUGGUGGUAGUCCUCUUUGCCCUCUGCUGGUUCCCCCUCAACUGCUACGUCCUCCUCUUGUCCAGCAAGGUCAUCCGCACCAACAAUGCCCUCUACUUUGCCUUCCACUGGUUUGCCAUGAGCAGCACCUGCUACAACCCCUUCAUAUACUGCUGGCUGAACGAGAACUUCAGGAUUGAGCUAAAGGCAUUACUGAACAUGUGCCAAAGACCUCCCAAGCCUCAGGAGGAGAGGCCACCCUCCCCAGUUCCUUCCUUCAGGGUGGCCUGGACAGAGAAGAAUGAUGGCCAGAGGGCUCCCCUCACCAAUAACCUCCUGCCCACCUCCCAACUCCAGUCUGGGAAGACAGAUCUGUCAUCUGUGGAACCCAUUGUGAUGAUGAGUUAGAGGAGGUAGGAAAGAGGCAAUGGGAGGGGUCUAUCUCCAUCUGAGGCAGAGAAAGAGAACCUGUUCUCACACAUGAUCUUGAGAGUGCUGGAAACACACUCCUGCAGAAGCUGUAGGACUCUUCACUUCCUAGGAAACUGUCCAGCCUCCUAGCCCCAUGUGAUGUGAAAACUAAAAGGCACCACCAACUAGACAUGUGUUCAUAAAUUCCCAUCUAAGACAUACUUGGAGGUAUAGCAGCCUGGAUCUCUGAGUAAGUGGACAGAGGACAACUUUGGCCCAGAUAGGAGCUGAAUCAUUCAACUGCCUCCAUCUGUGAGGCAGCUGCUUCCUUACAGCCUUUCCUACUGCUGAGCAUCCCAAAGGGAGACCUGAAUCAUACUUUGGGUAUGGUGACCCAGAUGCACAGAGCUCUGCUUGAAACAGGUGCACAGGCCAGGGAAAUGCCAGCAAGCCAGAGCUGGCAUGGAUAUUUUCAUGCCUUACUUUCUGGAGUUACUGGGCCAUGAAGAAUCACAAGUCUUCAGUGGCCUAGCAAUAUCCAGAGAAGAAAGGACCAACUUGGGUUCCUUAAAACAAAGGGAAAUUAUUAUUGCAACUUAGAAAAAUUCAGAAAAACACACACACACACAAUCACUCUCUUAUCCCAUCAAUUUGUGAUAACAUCUGUGAACAUGCUGUGGCUCUAUCUGCAAUGUUUUCCUUUGUGUGUGUGACUGUGUGCAUGUUUGCAUGAACUUUUUUUUUCAUUUACCCUUUUUCAUUUAGAUUGUAAUGAUUAACAAGAAACAGGGGCACAGCAAAAUAUUUCUGACCACCUUUCCCAGGGGUGUCCACCAGAGGAGUUGAAGAGGUGAGAAAACCCAAGGUGAAGCCUGUCACCAUGCAGGCAGAACUGGCCCUGUCAUAGACAGUGGUAGGAAGGGCCUGGAUCACAUGCUCCUCCUCAGAGCAGCCUCAAGAUGAACCAGGGAAUCAAACUCAACUAGGAGGCAUGAUUCCUUCUCCCCCGCAAUCACGCAAAAACAAAAGGUGGUGAAAAAUUGUUCUGUUUUCACAAGAGAUGAGGGAGCAGGCUUUCCAAUAUGCUGAAAGUAAUUGUGUUUAGACACCUCAUCCUUCCAAGCUGUCUAGACAGGUCGUUUCUCUGUGUUGUCUGAGUAAUGAGGGUUCUUGCUGUCAACAUCAUUUUAGUGGUUCAGGUGUCACUUUCACUUUCAGAAACCUAUGGAAUCCUUAAGAAACCUUCAUACUUAAGGGUCUAACUUGCCAGAGAAAUCUCGUUCCAAGGAAUGAUUGUUUUUUAUCACCUUCCGUCUGGUCCUGAGUGGCUCAGUGCGUCACCAGAAAAUAGACCUGUCAGGCAGAAUCCAGCUUAAUUCAUCUGCUCUAAACAAUUGCUACUGUCAUACUGGUUUAGCCCUGGUUUGCAGGUUUAGCAUUGGUUUAUAGGUUUCCUUCUAGUACCAGAUAAACCCUGAAAGCAAAGCAUGGAUAUGAGCUCAGUAGGAAACAGGUUUGCGGGAGAAAGAGUUUGUCACUUAGACCUCGUGGCUGUUCAUUGAAACUGAACUUGGUCACAUCAUCUGCUUUCAUAUAAUGAACUAUGAGGGUUCAUUAUCCUAGUUAAGACACAAAAUUUUGAAAACUCACUUACUGAAUUAUGGACAAAAACAUGACUCUCAUUGGGCAGAGAGAGUCUUCUAAGCGCACAGGGAUCCCCAGAUGGAUUUUUCAGGACAAAUGGCUCAUGUGUCUGUACUUAUUGUCUCUUUCGUGUCAAGAAGUAGCUAAUGAUUUCAUCUGAAUGUUACCAUAGAAAUCCUGUGAACCAGAAUAAGACAAGGCAGCAGGGAUACAGGUUUGUCCUGCUCUGGGAAGCAUGGAGAAUGUUGCACUUCACUCCUCACUGAGAGUGUCUAGGAAUAUAGAAGCUCCUUGACUUACAUCUCAAUAAACUCAUGGUAAGUCAAAAAUAUUGGAAGUUGAAAAUGCAUUGAAUACACCCAACCUACUAAACAUCGUAGCUUAACCAAGCCUACCUUAAAUGUGCUGAGAACACUUCUAUUAGCCUACAGUUGGGCAAAAUCAUUUAACACAAAGCUUAUCUUAUAAUAAAGUACUGAACAUCUCAUGUAAUUUAUUGAAUACUGUACUGAAAGUGAAAACCACAAUGGUUGUAUGGAUAUGCGAACUAUUGUUUCUACUCAAUGGGUAUUGCUUUCACAUCAUCAUAAAAUUUUUUUAAAUCCUAUGUUGACCCAUAAUUAGGGAACUUUGGUACUGCCAAGUCUCAGAGAAAACCCUUUUCUGGGGGAGCGCCCACUGAUGGCUCAUUAGGUCUGUCCCUUCCCCAAGGUCCCUGUGUGCCUUUGAGCAAAAGUGACUUGUAUUUGUGAAUGUAAAAUUUGUGAAACAUGAGUUUUUCCAAUGUGUUGCAAAGUGUUUUAUCGUAAAUUGCUCAUCUCAAUAAAAUUUAUUUCAGGUGUGUGGACUGUG
This is a messenger RNA of Callithrix jacchus (white-tufted-ear marmoset), 9190 nucleotides long. RefSeq names its product G protein-coupled receptor 83 (gene GPR83). The record is from RefSeq and is a predicted model, not a curated record. Gene Ontology annotation, cellular component: plasma membrane. Gene Ontology annotation, molecular function: neuropeptide Y receptor activity. Gene Ontology annotation, biological process: neuropeptide signaling pathway. Lineage: Eukaryota; Metazoa; Chordata; Mammalia; Primates; Cebidae.